UGGACGCAUUACUAGGGCGACGGGCCGGACGCCUCCCCGCUCCGGGAUGAAUUAGCGGCGGGUUCUGCCCGGAGGUUGUGACCCCCAAGGAUUGUCCAGGCCGCCCACGCGCCCCCAGCGGCGUCGCGUGUGGUCCCCUGCUGGUCACAGAGGAGGAAGCUGAGGCACAUGGAAGUUUAUUUGCCCCACAUCGGACAACUAGCAUUGUGAUUCCGGCUGUGUUCUUAACCACCAUGCGUACCAUCCUCCUGUAUCAUACAGAUGUGUUAUGUGUUAAGGGGAUAUUUGUGAACAAGUUUUCAACAAAGUAAUUUUGUUUGUGGGUUUUAGUUGUAAUGUAUAAAUAAUAACCAUAAUUCAUUCCACUGGCAUCUGAUUUAUAUUGUGAUGACUACAGUUACUUUGGUUAAAUGGUAUAUCCAUCCUACCUUUGCUGCCCAUUAUUUAAAAAAAGUGUUUUAAAACAAAAAGUUGUGACUGAUUUCUAACAGGAAGUGCAAUUAAAUAAGGAAGAUUUUAGUUUUUAUUAAACUUUAAAUUUGUUGAAUGCCUUUUAAAAAGAAAACUUGUGUUAGGUUCAUUGCUUUGACAUAUUUGUACUAAUUUUUCUAGUCUCUAUUUAUAGAAAAAAGUGAUAGGAAUAAAAGUGGCUGGGACAUUCAUUCUUUCAUUGAGCCUUUGUGGAAUUGCCCUGCAAUGUACCUGGAUUCUAAAGAUUAAUUCCUGACCUUAGUCUUGAGGAGUCCAGGGAGAAGCCCCAGGUCCAGAAGUUUGUAGACUAGUGAAUGAGACACACAAAUAAAUGAUUAACUCACGCAGUGUGAUAAGGACUCAAAUAUAGUUGUGCUGAGUACAGAGAGCUGUGGGAACACAUACAAGGGAACAGUUGCUUCUGCUGGGGUAGCCGUGGUCCAGAGAGGAAGGGAACUGACUGCAGGAUUACCAGAGAAAGGGCCUGUAGCCAAAGGAGGAAACAGUGCAAAGUCAGGACAGAAUCAUGGUGUCAUGGAAAGGGAUUUACUUUAUACUCACACUGUUUUGGGGAAGCUUUUUUGGAAGCAUUUUCAUGCUGGGUCCCUUUUUACCUUUGAUGUUUAUAAACCCAUCUUGGUAUCGCUGGAUCAACAACCGCCUUGUGGCAACCUGGCUCACACUUCCGGUGGCAUUGCUGGAGACCAUGUUUGGUGUAAAAGUGGUCAUAACAGGUGAUGCAUUUGUUCCUGGAGAAAGGAGUGUCAUUAUCAUGAAUCAUCGGACAAGAAUGGACUGGAUGUUCCUGUGGAAUUGUCUGAUGAGAUACAGCUACCUCAGAGUGGAGAAAAUUUGCCUCAAAGCCAGUCUCAAAAGUGUUCCUGGAUUCGGUUGGGCCAUGCAGGCUGCUGCUUAUAUCUUCAUUCAUAGGAAAUGGAAGGAUGACAAGAGCCAUUUUGAAAACAUGAUUGAUUAUUUUUGUGAUAUCCGUGAACCACUUCAACUCCUCAUAUUCCCAGAAGGGACCGAUCUCACAGAAAACAGCAAGGCUCGAAGUAAUGAUUUUGCUGAAAAAAAUGGACUUAAGAAAUAUGAAUAUGUCUUACAUCCAAGAACUACAGGCUUUACUUUUGUAGUAGACCGUCUAAGAGAAGGUAAGAACCUUGAUGCUGUCCAUGACAUCACGGUGGCAUACCCUUACAACAUUCCUCAGACAGAGAGGCACCUCCUCUAUGGGAACUUCCCCAAGGAGAUACACUUCCACGUCCACCGGUACCCAAUAGACACCCUCCCCACAUCCAAGGAGGACCUCCAGCUCUGGUGCCACAAGCGGUGGGAGGAAAAAGAAGAGAGGCUGCGCUCCUUCUACCAAGGGGAGAAGAAUUUUUACUUUACUGGACAGACUGUAAUUCCACCUUGCAAGUCUGAGCUCAGGGUCCUUGUGGUCAAGUUUCUCUCAAUACUAUAUUGGACCCUGUUCAGCCCUGCAAUGUGCCUACUCAUAUAUUUGUACAAUCUUGUUAGGUGGUAUUUUAUAAUCACCAUUGUCAUCUUCAUGCUGCAAGAGAGGAUAUUUGGUGGACUGGAGAUCAUCGAACUUGCAUGUUACCGUUUGUUGCACAAACAGCCACAUUUAAAUGCAAAGAAAAAUGAGUAAGAUUGUAAGGUUCACAGUGUAGAAACCUAGGGGAUAUUUUGGAAAUGUUCUAAGCCUUUGUAAACUGAGAUGCAUUUUUUGCAUGACUGUCAAAUAUUUCUUACUAUCAUCGUUAUUUGUUAAAGAUAUUUUGCACUUAGUUUUGUGGAAAAAUAUUGCUACACACACAAAUUUUUUUUUAAAUCUCUGAAUGUAAUUUCAAUAUGCGUAGCAGGGAGCAAUUGCUGUGAAAUAACUCAGGCCAGAGGAUUAUUAAACAAUCAUCAGGCUGUUCACAGACAAGGUACACACAAGAUUUUCUUACAGGCCCAAUUCUAUUUCCUAACGAACUCCCGGGACAAGAAGCGCAUGUGGGGCUCGUGAGUGCUGGCCCAGAUGGGGUGCUGGCACUUGACUCUGAGGUGAGGGCCCUCCCUUCUGGCCCCGUCCCUCAGCUGUGUCCCCGUGCUCCUUUCUUUGCCAAACCAUUACAUCCAUAAGACCAGAAAACCGAAGCCCCUUGUCCUUGCACUGACCAAACAUUUUGAUAGAAGCCCUUCAUUAUUCAUAAAAUCUCAGCAUUUAGCCUCACGCCAAUAUAGACGUCAGAAGACCACCUGUGCCGUUUUUUCACGUGGAAAAUAAGACCUGACCGUGUCUCAGGGAGCAACCACAGGCUCUCCACUUAGAAACCUUAAUUUGAAUUUUUAGAUAGGAAUUAAUAGUUUAGUCCCUCGCUUCCACGUAAUCUUGGUUUGUUACAGCUUGUUGGCAAGGGUAGCUUUGGUGUGUUAAAAAUGAUACACAUCAAGUCACUUUUUUAAAGGAAAGCAUAGAAGAAUGUUCUGUUAUUGCAGUCAGAAACUCUCUUUUGAAGUUAUGUCUUCUGAAAUAUUUCUUUAAAACCUGCCCAAAAAAGGAAGGUUAUUGUAUUUUCUCCAAGCGCAUGGGUAUCUAACUUCUGCCAUUAAAAUGACAGCAGCAACCUCUGCAGACAGGGUAGUAAUGGUUUAUCCUAAAUUAUUCAACCCUGUAGCCUUGACAGAUUUUACUCUUAAAACCAAAUGAUAACACAAAAAUGACUCUUUUUUAAUGAUAGCAAGGGAUCUCUCUCUUUUUUAGUCCCAGCCUUCCUCUUUCAGUAGUGAAAUUUAAACCCACUUUUGACCAAUUGUUCAUGUAAAUAUUCCUGUCAUUUGGUGUCAAUGGAAAAUCUAGCAAACCAACAGCUCCAGUCUCCUUGUGAGGCAAAAGAACUGUGUGGUCAUUGUUUCCACUCUGCUGGAGCUGUGCACUGCUUUUUUUGUCAUGUAAUGGGGAUGCUGGUCAGAGCAGCAGAAAAUAUGAGGCAAUUAAAAGUCUUUAGCUGUUAGCAAACCUGUCAGCUUUACUCUUGCCUUGAACCAGCCUCAAAAGCUGUUUAUUGCUUUAUAGACUCGUUUGGCAUGAAUGCCUUCUCCUUAAUUACAUCGCAGUUUUGCUCGACAGUGACUUUUACCCAAUAAUUGAAACAUGCAUUGCCAUGAAAGGUAAGCACAUCAUGAACUGAACUCGCCGAGCAGAUGCUUUCGGAAAGUACUGGUUGUGGCAGAACACUGUUGACACAUCACUUUUAUUGGAAGAGUACUAACUAGCGCCUCUACUGAAAUGCACCAACUAUAUUUAACUGCUCCGUCGAGGCGGCUUUGAAUCUUGCCAGGAGCUACUAAUUAGUUAUUAUGCACAUCUGCUCCAGACCCAGCUCUUUAGCUUCGUGGUUUUUAAGGGGUUUUUUUUAACCUUUUUUUCCUUAAUAAAAGAGGCUUCUAAUUUAGGUUUCUCUCAGACUUCCUUUGGUUAUAUUUGGAAACACGGAAAUAGUUUAACAAUCAGGAUUGCAUUUGUCCUGGGUAAAAGAGAAAAGCUGUGUUUCCACCCCACAGGUUUUUAUAGUGCGGCCCCUCUGCCCUUUCUCCAGCUUCUUCUGGCUCCUUGUUCAAACUCUAACUUCCAUUUAAUGGCAUAUCCUCUUUAACUCUCUGAAACCUGUAAAAGGGGAAGUCUCUUUUCUUUUCUUACAGGCCCAAUUCUAUUUCCUAACGAACUCCCGGGACAAGAAGCGCAUGUGGGGCUCGUGAGCGCUGGCCCAGAUGGGGUGCUGGCACUUGACUCUGAGGUGAGGGCCCUCCCUUCUGGCCCCGUCCCUCAGCUGUGUCCCCGCGCUCCUUUCUGUGCCAAACCAUUACAUCCAUAAGACCAGAAAACCGAAGCCCCUUGUCCUUGCACUGACCAAACAUUUUGAUAGAAGCCCUUCAUUAUUCAUAAAAUCUCAGCAUUUAGCCUCACGCCAAUAUAGACGUCAGAAGACCACCUGUGCCGUUUUUUUUCUUUUGAUCAUAAAAAACAUGUUUAAGAUAAAAUGCAAACUUUUUUUACUUCCCAAAAUUCCUAAGCACUAAAACUGAAGAAUAUAGACAUUGUACUUGCCUUAAGAAUUAGGAAUUAUUUCAAAAAGAAGUUUUUUGGAUUUUUUGCAAUAAGGGUUCUUUUAAAAUUGUAAUUAUUUGUGUUUUCCUACGCAUUUAUCUUUUCUCUUAUUUAAAAAAAUUUUGAAGAAAUAUGCAUGAUUUGAAACUUAGAGCUGUCUAAAAUUGGUCACAAAAUGUCAAGUAGGAAUUUCGCUUCGGCAUUGUGCUUGGAGUCAGGAAUGACCCCCUCCCCACCAUCCUGCUUCAUCACUCUGCACUCAGCAGCUGCUUGUCUCGCUGCAUCUAGACACGCUCUUCUUGCUCAACACCCUCACAGUCCUUGGAAGGUCAACUCAAUGGACUUCCAAAUGUUUACAGUGCUAUAUGUCCAAUUGUUAAAUCUUUACCAUUCGGAAACACUUGAAUUAAAGCAAGUGUGGUUUAUAUGGGACAUGAACCUUCAUACUUAGAAUAUGUAUCUCCAAGGAAAGCGCUGACUAGGUCACAGCUGCUUCCACCAGACGUCCUUGAUGAAAGGAGCCAACGCAAUUGUGAAGUUCACUGGGAGAACAUGGUCAAAGACUAAGAGAAAAAUAAAUUGUUAGAGCCCAUAAUUUCAAACUCCUAAUAAAAUCCUUGCUUGUUUAGUAUACUAUUACAAUGCAGAUUAGGGGAAUAUAGCUUCCACUUGAGUCACUUUGAAAUCAGUUACUUCCACAGUUCCGUGUCGGAAAUUGUACGUGGUAGCCGAGGGUGAAUUCUGCAGAGAGGAAGACAUUCCCGUCUCACCUGGACUCACCCGACCACGAUGCCCUUGUGCACUUUUAUAAUAGAGACUCUAAUGGAGGGAGCCUGUUGGUGUUAAAUUGUUUACACUUUAUAAAAAUGUGUUUUCAGUGCCUUAGUUACGAUUCCCUUUCUUUUUCUUGUUCCAAGAAUUCUGCAAUGUGUUUCUUAGGGAAAAUUCUCUUUUUGCUACUCAUUGGGAGGAAAUUGGUUUAUAAACACUGGUCACUGUGGUGAACACUGCUUUGUGAUGGCACCUGGAGAAGAGGGCUUGACCCCGAGGGGGCGGUUGCCUUACAGCCGUUAUUUAUGCUGUAGAAACGAAAAUGGUCUUGUCUUGAUGAGCUUCAGAUCAGAUAUGGCUCUAAAGUUGUCUGGUACCUACUUUAAAUUCAGAAGAGAAUCUUGGUUUUGGUGAUUUAUUUUUUAAACGAUCAUUAUGUACAAAACCCAAGUUUUAAAAAUAACUCACAGAAUGGCCUUAGUUUUCAAUGUCCACUGUAUGUUUGUGAGUGGUGUUAUCUGUAAUAUACAUCCCCAAAUAAAGUGGAGUGAAUUAGAGUGUG
Messenger RNA from Equus quagga, 5906 nucleotides. RefSeq names its product lysocardiolipin acyltransferase 1 (gene LCLAT1). Gene Ontology annotation, molecular function: acyltransferase activity. The record is from RefSeq and is a predicted model, not a curated record. Gene Ontology annotation, cellular component: endomembrane system. The coding region runs from base 998 to 2128 and encodes 376 amino acids. NCBI's taxonomy places the organism in Eukaryota, Metazoa, Chordata, Mammalia, Perissodactyla, Equidae. The transcript has 7 exons.